Messenger RNA from Rhopalosiphum padi (bird cherry-oat aphid), 858 nucleotides. RefSeq names its product large ribosomal subunit protein uL18m (gene mRpL18). Lineage: Eukaryota; Metazoa; Arthropoda; Insecta; Hemiptera; Aphididae. Gene Ontology annotation, molecular function: 5S rRNA binding; structural constituent of ribosome. Gene Ontology annotation, cellular component: ribosome; mitochondrion. The transcript is spliced from 4 exons. Gene Ontology annotation, biological process: translation. The coding region runs from base 183 to 731 and encodes 182 amino acids. The record is from RefSeq and is a predicted model, not a curated record.
UAUAAUAUUUACAUUUUACAUAUUAAACUGAUAUUUUAGUAUUAUACGAUUUCAUUUGUUUUUGGAAUGAAGAACUGUGAGUGACGGGUGUUAACUUUUCAGUUUUCACGUUCACAGAAUUAGUUUUGAAAAUCCAUAAUUAGCAAUUUUACUUAAAUCACUAAAGAAAAAAUAUUUUUAACAUGUUGGUCUGUCGACAAUCAAAAAAUCUGUUUUUCGAUGUAAUGAAUAGAAACAUAAAAAGGUGUCUAGGUUCAAUAUCUGAGGAUUCAGGCCAUGCUCAAUUUGUAUAUAAUCGUAACCCUAGAAAUUUAGAGAAGUUAAGAAUCGCUUAUAAACCAGCUGGUUAUCAUCUCGAAAAACCUGGUCGUGAAUUUUGGCAUAAACUACAAGUAACAACUAGCAAAAGACAUGUGACAGCUAGUGUUUUACAUCAUACAGGUAUGGUUCCAAUACUAGCAACUACUGCAGAAUGGGCUAUACGCAAACAGCUUUUCAGCACUCUAGAUAAAAUGGCAUUUAUAACUAUUGGAAAAGUGUUAGCACAACGUUGUUUAGAAUGUGGUAUUUCUGAUAUGAUAAGUACCUAUGAAGUGUUACCAAAUAGUAAACUUGAGGCAUUACUAGAAAACUUAUCUAAAGGUGGUAUACGUUUAGAAGAAGAUCACAGAUAUAAGUCUCCACAUCCUUGGGAUCAAGAAAGACCAGAAAAACCCUGGGAACAUUAUUGAAUCAAACUUAAUUACAUUUUUUUAACAUAGAUUGUGUAUUUUAUGCAUUCAUAUUUUGUAUUAAUGCAUUAAAAAAUAUAUAUAUUUAAAGUAGUAGUAUUUUAAUAAAAAAAAAAGGAGGAAUUAA